CUUGAGGUCACGCCAGCUGCUUCGUACAGUUCCAAACCACCACCCAUAGACCAUGGCGCGUUUACGAGUAUUGCGAGCUUCCACCAAAGCCGCAUUACUCGUGGCCGGAGGAGCUGCGGUCGCUCAAGCACCCUUGAGAUUCCCGACAGCUUAUGCAGAAGCUCCCUUGAAAGAUGAAAUACCAGACAAGAAACCCAUAUACUCCUCUUAUGAACCUUCUCCUACGACCCCGACACUUCCCGCGGCAGAUGAUACUCCUCCAGCAGCCCUAAAACAGCCACACCCGACAUAUCCUACUCCCACAGACAGACUUGCCGAGCAGGUCAAGACGGCGAGACUUUUCCUGUACAGACAGUCCCUUUCGGCCGAGAAUGGCGUCAACGACCUCAUGACCUGGGCCUUUAGAAAAGAAACCAAUCUAGCCAACACGAUCGCGUCUCUGGCACCUUCGCCGGAGAGCGGGGAGCAGCUUCUCCCGGGGGCGAUUUACGUCUUGGUGUCGACGAUGGCCGGGUCGAUAGUCACUCGAAACCGGGGCAUCUUCGUGAGAGCUACUUUCCCCCUGGCGGUCGGCAUCACGGCUGGCUGGAUGCUGAUACCGGUCACCAUGAGAAACACGUCGGACCUGAUCUGGGAGUACGAGAAGAGAGUGCCGGCAAUCAGCGAGACACACUUGCAGAUAAGGGACGCGGUGCAGGAAACUUGGAGGCAAGCCAGAACUUACGCACAGGGGGCGACCCGUUGGGCUGAUGACACGGCGAGCGAAACUCGGAAAAAGGUCGAAGAUUUAGUGUCGAAAGGCAAAUAAAUUUGGUCGUCUUGUUCCUGGCCCGGAAGGUCUGUGUGUAGGUAUGAGUGAGCUUACCUCUGGGCUACUGACUUGUCCCUCAUGUAUAGAAAAUUGAAAAUGGUUUCGAAUUUCUGAUGUCGACUCCGGUUGACCAUGUGCGUGACUUGUCGGAUUCCCAUCAACGACAACAUGAGGAAGCUGGAGUAUGAUCAGGCGGUGCUGGGCGCGUUUCGAUAAAAAGACGACUGGGCUCCUGGCCCUAGCGACUGCCCCGGCAAGUAUUCAACGUGCACACAUGUAUGAGCCCACAUUCGCCAUUCAUCAACACAAGCGCCGAUCUUCAACUCCCUUGUCGUAACUCUCCAAGACGGCGAUCAGCGUUAAUAACGAGCAGACUGGACCCUCGACGAAACUGAAUGCUAUUUCGAUCUAGCGACACGUGACUCUCCUUUUUCUUUCCAACGAAGACACAAAUUCCGCAAUACCCGCUCCAGCCUCGUAUGAAUCACUGAGAUCCGCGAGGGCUUUGAAAUCGUUUCGUGUCCGUCUAUACGCUAUCCUAUCUCGAUUGAUCCGUUCCAUCUUUUUAUUUGGAUUUAUGGGUAUCUUGCUUUCACAAUGUCGUGCUCUCGUACAAUCUAAUUCUCCAUGGGCUGAUAUGAGUCACUUGGCGGCAUGAUCGAAGAGAUGUUGUUAUGCUCGGUGUGUACAUAAAAAAGGGC
Molecule: messenger RNA, 1512 nt
Organism: Exophiala oligosperma
Lineage: Eukaryota; Fungi; Ascomycota; Eurotiomycetes; Chaetothyriales; Herpotrichiellaceae
Exons: 3
Coding region: 53-808 (251 amino acids)
Biological process (GO): cristae formation
Cellular component (GO): MICOS complex; mitochondrial crista junction
Source: RefSeq, a predicted model, not a curated record